Penicillium concentricum is the source of this 909-nucleotide messenger RNA. RefSeq names its product class I SAM-dependent methyltransferase. NCBI's taxonomy places the organism in Eukaryota, Fungi, Ascomycota, Eurotiomycetes, Eurotiales, Aspergillaceae. Bases 1 to 909 code for a protein of 302 amino acids. The transcript is spliced from 3 exons. The record is from RefSeq and is a predicted model, not a curated record.
AUGUCUACUGAUAGCCCCCCACCGUUUGUCGGGCGAAUGCUCGCAAUGUUAGAGCCAGCACAGAUCAUGACUUGGGCGAUGUCGCACUACAUCCGAGUCUGUGCUGAAGCCGUCUUCAAAAAUGGCCAGCUAUUUGCUCCAAUUACCCAGACCAAGGGACUCCGCGAUGAAGCAUUUGGAAGAUUCUGGAUCGAUUUCACCUCACCCCGCCAAAUGUCAUCCGACCCAAACAACACAGAAAUCCCCGAGCCAGUCGGCUCCUCGGCUCUAAUCCCCCCACUCCUCCGCACAGCAUCUGGGAUAGUCCUGGACAUCGGUCCAGGCACAGGCACACAGAUGCCACUACUCACCUCACCGGCAAUAACAGCUCUAUAUGGCGCCGAGCCAUGCAAAAGCCUGCACUCUACGAUCCGCGAAAAAGCGGAAGCAGAGAAAAUCUCGUCCAAGUAUCACAUCGUGCCGACAGGGGUAGCAGCUGAAGAACUAAUCCCCGCAUUGCGGGCGACGGGCACGGGCGUCGUGGAUGCGUAUGAUUCUGACGCACGUGCGGGCAUCUUCGACACGAUCCUGUGCGUGCGGGUGUUGUGCUCGGUGCCGGAGAUGGAGCGCACGGUGGGUGAGCUGUACGGGAUGCUCAAGCCUGGUGGCCGGUUGCUUGUUACGGAGCAUGUUGUUAACCCGUGGCGUCGGGCGAAGGGGUCGCUUGUUGGGCGGGUUGUGCAGGGUAUCUAUCAGGUUCUCGGGUGGAGUUGGUUUAUUGGGGAUUGUUGUUUGGAUAGGGACACGGAAGCGGUUUUGAGGGCUGCUGCUGAUGUGGAUGGGGGAUGGGAGAGUGUUGAGUUGGAGAGGGCUUUUGAGUGGUCGGCUAUGCCUUAUAUUUCUGGAGUUUUGGUCAAGAAGGGGAUUUAA